Molecule: messenger RNA, 1089 nt
Organism: Aspergillus terreus NIH2624
Lineage: Eukaryota; Fungi; Ascomycota; Eurotiomycetes; Eurotiales; Aspergillaceae
Exons: 4
Coding region: 1-1089 (362 amino acids)
Source: RefSeq, a predicted model, not a curated record
AUGUUCCUGCCAAAGAACUCCAUCACUGUCGACGCAAGGGAGCUGCAGACACCCGAGACCGAUGAAAAGUAUAAGAUCCAAUUCGUCAAAGAAGAUCCCGUUGCAUAUAACACUGAUGCCUCCGCCGAAGACUCGCCCUCUCCUACCCCUCAUAUCACACCUGCAUGGUUUUCAAGCUCACCGGCGAAGAGCAUAUCUACACCAUACAACCCCAACGACAGAUCCAUAUCCGGGGCAGACAAUGAGUCCAGUUCAAGUGGACGUUAUGUUGAUAAGAGCCAAACGAAGAGUGCGCAUGGAAAAGGGAAGAUACGUAGUGACAAAAUCCCCUUCAGCGAUAAAGAUGAGUCGGCAAUACGGGGACUAUUGGCAUUGGGAUCCAGCGCAGCCGUGAACGACACGUCUCCUACCGUGGGAGUACCAACCGCUGUUACAGACUUCGUCCAGAGGAGUACUUUGUCGCCGCGGCUAAGAGAAUGUCCUACUGCACAAAGAGAGGGAGUUCCACCCGCAGCACCUUAUCCUUUGUUCAGAGAAACGAAUAUGUCUUCUGCCACUGAGCCGCUGUCUCCAAAUUCCGCACCCAUUGCUUCAGUACCAGAAGUCCGCAAACUAGAACUUCUGCGUCACUACCAGUAUCAUGUUGCCCCAUGGCUUGAUCUCAGUGAUAUGAGACGACCGUUCGGACUUACCGUCGUAGAUAUGGCCGUCAAGUCCGACAUUCUCAUUCAUGCGGUUAUGGAACUUUCGAACGCGUGUGCUAUUCAACGAUUGUCGGACAGAGAGUAUCAAUCUCGACCAAGUUUCUCAUCACAUGCCCGACGACUUCCGCCGAAUAGACAAGGCGCAGGCCUGAACAUGAAUUCAACAGAGCUUUCGUUGUUCAUCCUCUUGGAUGAGUUGCGCACUCUCAUAUCUAAUAUUCCGAUGGCCUGGAAGAAUGCCAACUGCAGUGAUCCUAGGCCCCCGGAGACUCUGGUGCAGCAUGCAUACGGAACUGGAAUCGAAUCGGUGAUGUAUUGGAUGUUUCUACGACUAGAGUUCGGCACUAUACUCGCGUUGCCCUCUGGCUUUGCGGGAAAGCCCUGA